Puccinia graminis f. sp. tritici CRL 75-36-700-3 is the source of this 380-nucleotide messenger RNA. RefSeq lists its product as uncharacterized. The coding region runs from base 42 to 380 and encodes 112 amino acids. The transcript is spliced from 2 exons. The record is from RefSeq and is a predicted model, not a curated record. NCBI's taxonomy places the organism in Eukaryota, Fungi, Basidiomycota, Pucciniomycetes, Pucciniales, Pucciniaceae.
ACAGUCUCAAAACCCAACCAACCCAAAAAAGCCCAACCACCAUGCACUGCCUCUUUUACCUCGCUUGCUUCUUGGCCGUCCUUCAGUCGGCGUUGGCCGUGCCAACUAUUGCACCUCGAGCAGACACUACGGCUACCAAAGGCCACUCCGACGAGAAGUGCUGGGGCGUUUACUCCUACUCGUGCUUCGGAGGCGGCAUGUAUUCCUUCAACUCACUUCUCUACCCUUGGUCUUGGUACGGCGCUUCCGCCUAUUUGCCCUACAACUCUCUGUUCAGCUACUCCGGUUACCCUGGAUAUGGUGGCCUCUGGAAGAAAGACGCUUCGGAUGCUGGUAAAACACCCAGCACAUUGCGAUCCCAGGAAGCCGAUACAUCUUGA